This is a messenger RNA of Eurypyga helias (sunbittern), 1852 nucleotides long. Its product is annotated as transmembrane 9 superfamily member 3-like. NCBI's taxonomy places the organism in Eukaryota, Metazoa, Chordata, Aves, Eurypygiformes, Eurypygidae. The annotation marks the transcript as partial. Gene Ontology annotation, cellular component: membrane. The transcript has 6 exons. The record is from RefSeq and is a predicted model, not a curated record. Gene Ontology annotation, biological process: protein localization to membrane.
GUGGCAGUGUGCUGUAUUUGUUUCUUUGUCAUUCUUCCACUGAACCUCGUUGGUACAAUUCUUGGACGAAAUCUUUCAGGACAGCCCAAUUUUCCAUGUCGUGUCAAUGCGGUGCCUCGUCCCAUACCAGAGAAAAAAUGGUUCAUGGAACCAGCUGUUAUUGUUUGCCUAGGUGGAAUCCUCCCUUUUGGAUCAAUUUUUAUUGAAAUGUAUUUCAUUUUUACUUCAUUCUGGGCUUACAAGAUCUACUAUGUUUAUGGCUUUAUGAUGUUGGUUCUGGUCAUCCUCUGCAUUGUGACAGUUUGUGUGACUAUCGUUUGUACCUAUUUCCUGCUAAAUGCAGAGGAUUACAGGUGGCAGUGGACAAGCUUUCUUUCUGCGGCAUCAACUGCAAUUUAUGUUUACAUGUACUCCUUUUACUACUACUUUUUCAAGACAAAGAUGUAUGGCUUGUUUCAAACAUCAUUUUACUUUGGUUAUAUGGCAGUAUUUAGCACAGCUUUGGGAAUAAUGUGUGGAGCUAUUGGUUACAUGGGAACAAGUGCCUUUGUUCGAAAAAUCUACACUAAUGUGAAAAUUGACUAAGGAAAUAAGAAAAUUGAACUAUGGAUCAGUUCCUGUUUUCAUGGGGAUGAACUGGCACAACAAAAAGCGCGAGAAGAGAUUUGGGUUUUAACACUGGGCACUGUAUGAGUCUCCAUUUUGUGGAUGGCUUAAAGUAACAUCUAUUUCAUUGAUCCUAGGUUCUUACUGACUGCUUUCUCCAACUGUUCACAGCAAAAUGCUUGGAUUAUAUACAGUAGGCAUUACUACAGUACGUGGCUAAUCUUCCCCAAAAAAACAAAAAACCUAGCUCAUUAAAGAUGAAUAGACUAGCUCUCUUCAGUGAAGAGGACAAACGGUUUAUUUAAAGCAUUUGUUCCAUUCAAUAAAAAGAGGGAAACUUGGCUGCUAAAACUACUUGAUUAGUAGUCUUCCUGGUACUUAACAUUUCUAAAUUAUGUAAAAAUGCUGUUCCAGAAAGAUUACUCUUCUGAUUUUUACUGCCAUUGCCAGGGUAGGAGGUAUGUUUUGUAUUUUGACUCCAGGUGCUUUUUGGUUUAUUUGCGGUAUCAACUAUACCCUACACUCAUUUGUUUAAAAAAUAAUUUAAAAAUAUAUAAAAACCCCAUAUGCAUGUAAUAUAUCAGCUAUUGUUCUAGUUGGACCAACUUCCCUUUAUUUAUCUUUAAAGUAAUAUCCAGCUACAUUUUAAAUCCAUCCAAAGAAAAUACAGUCUGAAGACGGGAUGUGUUCUCUGCAAUGCAAUUUACUGUACAGUUAGAAAGCAAAAUGUUAAAUGAAGAGGAUUGUUUUUUAAUAAACACUUUGAGGUCUAGAUUAAAACAAAACCAACAUUUUAACUGAAUGUCUAAAGUGAUUCUCCUUUUUUCCCAGUUAGUAUUGCUUUUUUUUUUUUGGGUUUGAAUGAAGAUUUUUCUUUAGACAUCAUUAUACAAGGGGUAAUAAGUGUAUAUAACAUUAAAUAAUGUAACUUAGGUGUAGAUCCCAAAUGUAUUUGGAUGUACAGAUUUACUACAGAGUACUUUUCUGAUGAUUCGGUGUAAAAAUGUGUGAAUUUGGGUGGCUUUUUACAUCUUGCCUGCCAUUGCAUGAAAAGUUGGGGUUUCUUCACAAUGUGUGUAUGUUAUGCUUUUCUGUUCUAUUUCCUUUCUCAAGCUCUUACAGGAAUUAAAUUUGUAAUUUAGAACAUUUUAAUUUUUGUUAAUCCUAUCUGGACACUUGUGUAACAUCCGAAGCACAGUUGCUUUAGAGUGUUCAGAAAAAGUAAAAUAAACUUUUCAGACAAAAA